CGUUCACUUCCGCCCCGAGACCCACGGGCUUCGCUCCGGGUGCCGGGGCCCGCGGUUUCGCAGCCUCGGCCCUGCCCGUCCGUCCUCCGCCCCGCCAGAGGCGGUAACGGGGCCCUUGCGGGCCGCACCAUGGUCCAGUUCACUGCUCCCCUCCACAAGGCCUACCAUGGAGGCCGCCUGACCAUCCGUCUCGCCCUGGGCGGCUGUACCAACCGGCCUUUCUACCGCAUCGUGGCUGCGCACAACAAGUUCCCCAGGGACGGCCGCUUCGUGGAGCAGCUGGGCUCCUACGACCCGCUGCCCAACACCCACGGAGAGAAGCUCGUGGCGCUCAACCUGGAGCGGAUCCGGCAUUGGAUCGGCUGCGGGGCCCACCUCUCCCAACCCGUGGAAAAGCUUCUGGGCCUUGCUGGUUUUUUCCCUCUGCAUCCCAUGGUGAUCACAAAUGCUGAGAGGCUUCGGCGGAAACGGGCGCGUGAAAUCCUCUUAGCAUCUCAGAAAACAGAGACAGAGGCUACGGAAACAGAAGCAAGCUGACGUCAGUGAGCACAGCAGCAAGAACAAGGUCAAAGUCCUCCUCAGACACUUGUGCAGAGUUCUUAUUAGAUUUAGAGGUCAAUAAAUGGCGUUUUCCAUGUCA
Myotis lucifugus (little brown bat) is the source of this 640-nucleotide messenger RNA. RefSeq names its product mitochondrial ribosomal protein S16 (gene MRPS16). The record is from RefSeq and is a predicted model, not a curated record. Gene Ontology annotation, cellular component: mitochondrial small ribosomal subunit; ribosome. Lineage: Eukaryota; Metazoa; Chordata; Mammalia; Chiroptera; Vespertilionidae. Gene Ontology annotation, biological process: mitochondrial translation. The transcript is spliced from 3 exons. Bases 130 to 537 code for a protein of 135 amino acids. Gene Ontology annotation, molecular function: structural constituent of ribosome.